Lymnaea stagnalis (great pond snail) is the source of this 1011-nucleotide messenger RNA. NCBI's taxonomy places the organism in Eukaryota, Metazoa, Mollusca, Gastropoda, Lymnaeidae. The record is from the annotation of a GenBank genome assembly.
CUAUGUUUAAUCAUGGACCAGGACACACAUGAUGUGUCCAUGAAUUCCACCAUUACCUAUGUUUAAUCAUGGACCAGGACACACAUGAUGUGUCCAUGAAUCACUCCAAUAUUUAUGUUCAAAUCUUGGCCCUGGAUAUACAUGAGUGUCUAAGUCUAUGGAUUCCAUCAAUACUUAUGUUUAAUUUAAGAAUCUGGAUACCCAUGAAGUGUCCAUGGAUUCCAUCAUUACUUAUAUUCAAAUUAAGGAUCUGGAUACGCAUACAGUGUCCAUGGAUUCCACCAUUACUUAUAGGCCCUAUCCAAAUUAAGGACCUGGACAUGCAUGCAGUGACCAUGGAUUCCCCUAUUACUUAUAGGCCCUAUCCAAAUUAAGGACCUGGACAUGCAUGCAGUGUCCAUGGAUUCCCCUAUUACUUAUAGGCCCUAUCCAAAUUAAGGACCUGGACAUGCAUGCAGUGUCCAUGGAUUCCCCUAUUACUUAUAGGCCCUAUUCAAAUUAAGGACCUGGACAUGCAUGCAGUGACCAUGGAUUCCCCUAUUACUUAUAGGCCCUAUCCAAAUUAAGGAUCUGGACAUGCAUGCAGUGACCAUGGAUGCCACCAUUACUUAUGUUUAAAGAGGCUGGAUACACAUCCAGUGUCCAUCAUUACUUAUAUUCAAAUUAAGGAUCUGGAUACGCAUGCAGUGUCCAUGGAUUACACCAUUACUUAUGAAUAAAUUCAUACAUCACAAUUUUCAUUAUAUCUUAGCAGUUGCUUGUAAGAAUCAACCCUCUCCAUUUCCCCACUCAUGAUGUAACAUAUAACCUGAAAUUGUCCAUGCUAUCCAUUUUAAGCAUGAAAUCCAACUAAACGGAUGCCUUACAUUUUCAAUAUUAUCAUGUAUUUAUAUUUUUGUCUUGGCUUCCAGGGCAUAUUUGUAUGCAUGUCAUAAUUGAUUCAAUGAAGAUUGAACAUGUACAAGAAAUAUGUACAUUGCAAUAUCAAUUCCUAAAAAUUAUGAUCCCACA